Molecule: messenger RNA, 4576 nt
Organism: Bursaphelenchus okinawaensis
Lineage: Eukaryota; Metazoa; Nematoda; Chromadorea; Rhabditida; Aphelenchoididae
Source: the annotation of a GenBank genome assembly
AUGACUACUGAAAAUGGUGAAGAUCCGUAUAGUGGAUUCAAUGACUACGAUCAUGCCUAUGAUACCGAGGUAAGGUAAAGUAAAUAAUUUGAUUUUUAGAAACGAAAAAUAAAAAAAUGUACAUAAAGUCGGUUUUAUAUAGAAAUGGAGUUUUAAUAAAAAUUUUGAAAAUGAUUUUAGGCUCUUAUUCAAGACAAAGACUUUGUUCGAGCAGCAGCCAGAUCAAGCCAUUCUAGACGGCCGGUAAGUUUGAAUUUUUUCAAAAUUUUUUUAUGAACUAACACAAUAUUAGUCAGUUACUUACUUAUUUAUAUGAUAUUAAUAGUCCUAUGUCUAUUUUCAUUUACACAAUAUAAAAAAAUUCCAGCCAACAAUGUCUCGUCAAGCAAUAGGUAGCCGGCUGGGCACGGGCUCAUUAAACGGUGGUAAUCGAUUGCCAACUGCUUCAGCGUUAAGAAGCUCAUUGGCUUCUAGAAAAACAGGGAACGAAGUUUCUAGACCAAUGACGGCGGUUAGGGGUGCUGGGUUUACAUCGGCUGGUCGAAGUGAGUCUCUUCUAUUUUUAAUUUUAAAAAUUUUAAUUUUUUAAAAAAGUGCAAUUUUGUUAACAAAACUUUUUUAGUUAAGUUGCGGCAUGAGGAGCAAGUUGUCAUUAAUUUAAGCUAUAAAAACCCCUGUUUAAGCCAAUAACCAUAUUUUUCAGAAUCAACAUUCGAGGGAGUAAAAGCACCAGCAAAAACCUUGGAAAGCGCUGAAGAUACGUAAGUUUACAAUAGAAGUAGAAUGAUUUUACAAGAAAAAUAAUAAGUAAUAUCUUUCAUUAGAAAUGAUGAUUUACGACAUUUUGUAAUAUAAAUAAAUUUCUGAUGAUGUUUCAUUUACAAAGGAACUGCCCGACCUGCCCCGCGCUGCUAAACUUAAAAUUUUUUUAAUAGAAAGAUCAUGUAAAUACAAGAUCUUCAGUAAGGUACUAAUUCGCACUUUCCAGCCAAUCUCGAGAAAAGUGAGAUCAUAAAAUACGUUUUGAAUUUCCCGUCCAAUUGGCAUUGUGUUUCAAGCUUAUAACUUUGUCUUUUUUCGGCUUUUAAUCAUUUUUCUUUGAUAUACUAGUAGAAAACCUUUAAAUGAACCUACAUUUUUAAACUUACAAGCGUAACUGGUCUGGAAAGUUGAAAAAAGGUGCUUGAAACACAAUGCCAAAUUUUCAGAAAACAAAAUAUUUAAAUUUAAAAUUCAAAAAGUGAGCGCUAAAGGUUUUUAUGAGUACUAUUGGUAGCAUAAUACAAAUAAUUCAUAUCAAAAUUUUGAGCUGAUUCUGAGCGAAACAGGCCGGAUACUUUCCUUAUUAAAAAAUAAACAUUUCAGACAAGCCAAGAAGAUAAAAGAGUUGGAAAACAGAUGUAAAGAGCUGCUGGUGGAAAGUGUUUUGGCCAGCGAUCGAAAUGAAAUGAAGUUGGCAUUGGACAAAGCCAAAGAAGCGAAUCGAGUCGAACAACAAGUCAAAAAGAUGCGCCCACAACAAGAAAACAUUGAUUUGGCAUUGUCAGCUCAAUUAACAUUGGCGUGUCAACAUGUCAACAACAACAUGAUCAGUGAGGCAAUCAAUACUUAUGAGGUGGGUUGAAAUAAAGGAUUUUGACAGAUUUUAAUUUGAAAAAUAUAAAACGAGCCUUUUUUGUCUAAAAUUAAUAAAGCUAGAUCAAAAAUGAAAAAACUUUAAAUUUAGGUAACAAAAAACCAAAGUUUAGGUAAUAUUAGCUGAUGAAAGCUUUGCCAAUGUAAAACGUCUCAACGUCAACCUCGGAAACUUAUACUUCCGUCGUCGUGACUAUCCAACAGCUCUAAAAUACUACCAGAAAGCCCUGGACCGUGUACCACAAACCCAACGUCGGAUGCAAAGCCUGAUCCUGAAUAAUAUUGGUGUUGCUCAGAUAAAACGUGGCAAAUACGAAAGCGGCCGCGACAAUUUCAGCGAAUGUUUGAAGGUCGAGGCGGACUAUACGGCUGGUUUGAACUUGGUAUUGGCCUGUUAUUGUCUGGCUGAUGUGGAGAGCAUGAAGGACGCGUUCCAACGACUGGUCGAUAUCCCCACUAUGGUCGAUGAUAGUGGGAAGAGUGGGGAUGCGGACAUUUUGCAGCAGGAGGCUAUGAAUACUGAUAUGCUUAAAAAGUAAGGAGAAGUUUUGAGUUUUGAUGACCAAUUAGGUAUUGUUUCUAAACCAAAAAUUUUUUUUAAAACAACAUGCCUAACUAAAACAAAACUUCAGAUGGGAACGCCGCCGCAAACAAACGGCCGAACAUGCCAUAAUGACAGCAGCCAAAGUGAUUGCAAGUGGGAUCGGCAAGGACUUUCACGAAGGGUACGAGUGGUGCCUGUCGAUUAUAAAACAGUCGAUUUAUGCUGGAUUGGCAACGGACUUGGAAAUGAAUAAAGCUGUGGAAAUGUUGAAACGAGGUGAUUUGGAUGCGGCUACAGAAGCGUUGUUGGCUUUCAAUAACAAAGAGAGCAAGGUUGCUAGUGCUUCGGCGAAUAAUUUGGCUAUGUUAACCAUGAUGGUGGGUUUUUACAAAGUUAUUUGGUUAUUUUAUUGUUUUUUGACCCAGUCCUAUCUUACUCUACCCUACCUUACAAGACUUUACCCUACCCUACCCCACCCUACCUUACUCUACCCUACCCUACCCCUUACAUUAACCUGCUUUACCCUACACUAUAUUACAUUUUUACCUACAAUGUUACCCUAUAACGUUUUUCAGCAAGGGAAAGAAAAACUGAACGAAGCUGCCCAAUUUGCGGAACAAUCUCUGUCUCUCGACCGGUAUAAUGCAAAUGCAUUAGUGAAUCGCGGAAAUGUCUAUUAUUUACAAGGAAAUCACAAGUCGGCCAUACAGUGCUAUAGGUAAAAAGGAUUAACACUAAACUACAUGAACUCCUGUAUAACAAGUCUCACGGAGAUUUUAACUUUGUUUGUUAUAGAGGAAUUCCACAGUAUUUCACUUUUUCUUCAUUUUAUCACGUUUUCAUAUCAUACUCUUACCUUACUUUACCUUGGUUUUAGUUAUUAAGGUAAAAAUAUUUCUAGAGAAGCCCUGCAAGUAGAACCUGCUUGCAUCCAAGCCAUUUUCAACUUGGGAUUAAUCGGAAAAGAAACGAAUGAUUUGGAGACAGCUAUCAAUAGCUUUUACAAACUUAAUAGUAUCUUACCUAACAAUAUUCAAGUUCUACUACAGUUGGCUUCAUUGUAAGUUUGAAGAGAUACACAUUAGUUUUUGGCGGAUGGGGAGGGAGUAGAUCAGCCGCCGUUUACUUCCUCCCUAGCUACCUUCCUGAGCCCAACAUAUGUUCAGCUACUCCCUGAUCUCAAGACAUGUUCAGCUACGUCCGUGAGCCUUUAUACGAUUGUACGUUAAAAAAUUUCAGAUACGAAGGCUCAGACAAGCAGCAAGCACUACACUUCUACGCCGAUGCCUCCAGCUUGGCUCCAAAUGACCCUGCCAUUUUGUAUAAGCUUGGUCAGCUUUAUGAUAGCAUGGGGGACAAGUCAGCUGCCUUCAACUGUAUGAACGAAUCGUAUAGACUGUUCCCGGCUAAUAUUGAAGUAAUCAAAUGGUUGGGCAACUACUAUAUUGAUAGUCAGAUCUCUGAAAGUGCGAUACGGUACUUUGAGAAGGCUUCUAUUAUGGAGUAAGUGAUAAUUUUGAUUUUAAAUUUGAAAAACAAAAAAAAUGAAAUUUCGAUUUUUUUUCUGAUCAAGCCUUAAAUCUUAAAAUAAGUCUAAUCAUCAUGGUUAAUAUAAAAACUAGGUAGAUUUUAAAUUACUUUUCAUUUUUUAGACUUAAAGGUAACCUUUGACCUUAUUUCAGACCCCACAAUGUUGAAUGGUACCUUUUAAUGGCAGGUUGUCAACGCCGUGCCGGUCAGCUUCAAAAGUCCCUCGAAUUAUAUAAAAGAACCCACACUUUGUUCCCACAAAACGUGGAAUGCCUCAAAUUUUUAGUCCAGCUAAGCCGCGAUUUGAGAAUGGUCGAAGAUCAAGCUGAAUACGAAAAGAAACUGCGACGUUUAGAUCAAGGGCUGCAGCGACGAUUUCAGCGAGAAACCGAUUCCAGUCAAAGCAAACGAUUGGCUGUUAGUUCGCCUAACACGUUGCCACCGCCUAGUCGUAGGUUUUGAUUUACUUUACUAUACUAUAAUGUUAUAUCCUCUUCCUUAAUAAACCAAAUGUUUUAGUCGAUGUUAUACCCUAUACAUAAGCCUAUGUUAACUUUAUAAGCCCCCUUUUAAAUAACUUUUCAUUUAAAAAGGUAUAAAUAAUAAAAUUAUAGCUAACCCAAGCUAAACCUAAUUUCAGGCAACUCAAGUUCCCUAUCAAUGCCUUCCCGACAACAAAGUGCUAAAGCAUUGCUGGAGGUUGACGGUCCAUAUCGACCGAAUAAACGCGACAUAACGGACGAGGACGUUGCUUACGAAGACCCGGUAGCUCCGCCGGCCGAACGUCCUCGUACCGGCUACAAUCAAAAGCCUUCAGAUCCGUUUGAUCUUGGCGAUCUGGGGGCGGAUGAUCUUUUACCGGAUUAA